This is a messenger RNA of Scleropages formosus (Asian bonytongue), 4614 nucleotides long. It is a transcript of the gene arl8a, whose product is annotated as ADP-ribosylation factor-like 8A. Gene Ontology annotation, biological process: anterograde axonal transport; protein transport. Bases 203 to 763 code for a protein of 186 amino acids. The transcript has 7 exons. Gene Ontology annotation, molecular function: GTPase activity; GTP binding. NCBI's taxonomy places the organism in Eukaryota, Metazoa, Chordata, Actinopteri, Osteoglossiformes, Osteoglossidae. Gene Ontology annotation, cellular component: lysosomal membrane. The record is from RefSeq and is a predicted model, not a curated record.
UGCGCGCAGCCGAAACCCCACCCAAUGAGGAAGGGCACGCCAUAGGGACAACGGCGGUGGCGGCUGGCGAGCGCGCAGCGACAAACACAGUCGUAAAGAACGAAGGCGGCAUUUCGAGCCCGCGUCGGCUAGUUUCGCACGGCUUUUGGUUUUGUCAGUGUGCGCGAUCUCGGCAGGCGGCGUCUGCGCUCCCGGUUCCACCAUGAUCGCCCUGUUCAACAAACUGCUCGACUGGUUCAAGGCACUCUUCUGGAAGGAGGAGAUGGAGCUCACGCUGGUGGGCCUGCAGUACUCGGGCAAGACCACGUUCGUGAAUGUGAUCGCGUCUGGCCAAUUCAGUGAAGAUAUGAUCCCCACUGUGGGCUUUAAUAUGAGGAAGAUCACAAAGGGAAAUGUCACCAUCAAGCUGUGGGACAUCGGUGGCCAGCCUCGAUUUCGGAGCAUGUGGGAGCGAUACUGCAGAGGAGUCAGCGCCAUUGUGUACAUGGUGGAUGCAGCAGACCCAGAGAAAAUUGAAGCCUCUAAAAAUGAGCUGCAUAACUUGUUAGACAAACCCCAGCUCCAGGGCAUUCCUGUGUUGGUUCUGGGGAAUAAGCGGGACAUUCCAGGAGCUUUGGAUGAGAAGGAGCUUAUUGAGCGAAUGAAUCUGUCUGCCAUCCAGGACAGAGAGAUCUGCUGCUAUUCCAUCUCCUGUAAGGAAAAGGAUAACAUCGACAUCACACUACAAUGGCUGAUCCAGCAUUCCCGAACCAGGCGAAGCUGAGGCUUGACAUCCAAACCCCUGAGAAACCCAUCUUGGGACCCCCUGUUCCCCUCUCAUGAUCCCUCCAUCUCUGUCCAGGAUAACUCAGUCUUUCUUUCAAGAUCUACACUUCUGUCAAGGUCCUACAUCUGACUCUGUUCUUUUAAGAGGGGGUGAAUAACAUUAUUGCACUUAACAUAUUUUUUUAAAAUCGCUGUCUAAAUUUCUUUGGUAUUAACAUAAUUUCCGGUGGGUAAAUUGACAUUUGCUGUUUGUGUAGCUGUUUGCUCUUGCCAUUGGUAUCAUGUUUGUUAUGAAUAGACUUGAUGGAAACAAAGGAGAAAUUCAACAGUAAAGCUCUGUUAAAUGAUAAACAGUCUCUCUUGCAGCUAACAUUACAGCGUUGCCUUGAGAGGUCAUUAACAUCAGUUUUUUUUCUUUUUUUUUUAUUUUUGGUGACAAGGUGAAACAUUAGACACUAAAAAGUGGUACUGUGGUGUUUUUUAAAUUAAAUCAGAUUGAGCUGUGGUGGCGUUGAAACAAGAACACAUGACCAUCAGCUCAGUCUCCUGGUCCGAUUGCUUGUGCUGAUCUCUGCUUCUGGUGAGCAUCCAUUGCUGGGUGCUUUUGGCUUGGAGUUGGAUGUCACACUCAUUAGAUGAGAGUCAUGCUCAUGGUAGUAUUUCAAAACUGUUGUACAUGCAAGAUUCUUAUUUCAGACCUCGGGUUCUUGUUUGAGACCCGUGAGCCAGUUGAAAAGUGCAUUUGUAAGUUCUGCCAUUGACACUACAUGUCUUUUAUAACCCAGUGCAAUAGUGCUUUAAUUCAGUUCCAUGUCAGAAUGGAAACAAAUGCUUGCAGUGGCUGCUUGCAUCUUGUACUGGGGUGCUGAUAUUUGUUACACAUACAGUAUAGGCUGUCAGACCCUGCAAAAACUAAAGCAUUAUGAACGAAUGGCAGUGGUAGUAUCAUCUUUUGUCUAUGCAACAGGUCCUUGGGCUUUUGUUGUGUUUUUAUUCCAAGCACAGAUAUGCUGUUUCAGUUUUUUAAAAAUUGACUGUUUAAACAGUAGUAGUACAGCAUUACUAAGCCCUGCAGAUAUAAUCAUUCACCCUGACAACUACUGUAAUCUUUAAUUGACUCCAGCAUUUUAUACGAAAACAAUUCCUAAUUGCAUUGACAUUUAGCUAAGAUUUGGAUCUAUUCUCUUACAAACUGCUGUUAAAAUCACAGUUCAUUUGUCUUGAAGAAAGAUUCUGCAGUUGCAGUCAGUGGACAUGGAGAAAUGCAUGAUUACAAUAAAAAAAAUGGAGCUCAUUUUACAAUAAGCAGAAGUCAUCAGUGUAAGGUCUGUAAUUUUUGUGUAUUUAGUGAUUCCUUUAAAGUAAUAUAACUUAAGCAUAGCUCUCACCACACAUAAGGUGGCAUUUGCAGCUUUUGAAGACUUAGUAUUUGGAGACAGAUGAAGGUUACAGUGGAGGGUACAGUUUUAUGGUUGAUAACAUUAGGCCUAGGGCAAACGGGUAACCUGUGAAAUGACCUGAACCGCAAACUGGUGUUCCAAAUUAGCUGUAAAAUGAUUUAGUUGCACAGAACCUAUAGUGUUAUCAUGUGGGUGAACAAUUUAAUAAUAUGUAUUGGCAAUUUGACUACAUUAUUCCUGGCAUGGUUUAUAUUUGUAUGUAUGUGUGUGGGUGUGUUUACAGUCUGUGGAGGCAUAGUAUGUUGUUCUCAGUCAUAUCCUUUUUAAGAAGAACAAAUACUGUAGAUGCAGAAUUCCACAUUCAACUUAACAUUGUUCUCCUUCAGACCAUUGUGCUUUAAUGCUGGGAGUCCCAUUUAUCCUUUUGGCAGGUGACCAAGGAAGAUCUGUUGGUCUAAAUAUCCUGCUGCAGAACUGCAACGUAUGCUUUCUAGUGUUGGAGAAACUUUUGUACACAUCUGUUGUAAGCAGCACAGCUGAAAUUCAGUUUUCUAACAUAAGUUCAACCAAUUGUUGCGUAUGAUGUGGGAUCCAUGUGUUGACAGUUGUCCUCUCUGAACCAGAUGUGAAGAUCUUGAUGACCUGGAAGUGUCCCUCUACCCAGUGUAUUGACUAAUAUCCAGCACCAACUUUGCUGAGUUCAGUCCAUGUAUUUUUAAAUACUGAACAUGUGUAAAUACCAGUUAUUAAAACUAAUAUAAUGGUAUACUAUAAUAUCUAAAUUAAAGUCAUGAUGUAAGUUCUCUUAAGAUGCAAAGCUCACCUGGUAAUUGAUCUGUUCAGUCUUUCUACCAACACUUUGUCUGGGUGUUCCCACAAUGCACCUCUUCAAUUCUGUCAGGUGUGAGCUUCUGCUGCUGUUUGUCUUUAGGACAAACUAAAUUUGCUGUUGCUUGGUAUUUUAUGUUUUGGGAACGCUCAGGACCGUGAAACCUGGAAAAUAAUCUGGCUUCUGUAUUAUAAUUAUGUUGCCUUUAAAUUGUCAUGUGCUUUUUUCAUUUUUUUUUUUUUUUUUUUUUUUUGCACGAUACCAUUUUAUUUAAAGCCUAUAUCAGAUCAAGUGGCCAUAUUUAAUUUUGAUAGGUACAGAAUAACAAUAUGUUGGUAUUAUAGUAAAUAUGUGUACAUUUUAAUCUUUUUGGUAUUUUUUUUAUAAAUUCACAAUUGUGUUUAUGGGAUCUUGUAUAUAGCAACGUAAAACCAAACGGACUGUGUUUGUUUCUCAGAUUUGUUGUAAUUACUGGCUCAGAUGUUACUUUAGACUUGCGUCCUUUUCAGUGGGUCACAUUUGGUGAAUGUGUCAUCCUUCAAAAAUUACAUGGUGAGGGGGAAUAAGACUGUGUGUGGAGCUACUGAAGAGUGGGAUUUGGCAGUAUGUGCUGGGGUAUAGUUAUGUUGGAAUUCAUCUUUAGAGGAAACCAAGUGUGAGGGUAGUUUGCUUGACUGUCAGGGAACUGGAAUACUAGUCAGUAGUCUGUAUUUAGCAUGUGUUUCCCCCUGGAGAAAUAAAUUCAAGUGAAACCCGGGGCCUGGCUUGUGCGUUUUCUCAGCUUUUUUUGGCUCCCCCCCCCCCCAGCAUUUCAUUCGUUCCUUAGUACAUGUCGGGCAAAGACCGUCGCGGCUAUGGCGAAGUCAGUUGCCAUCCUUCUGUCGAAAGGCCACAUUCCACCUGCAAAAGUGGCUGCAAGUGACAGCGUGCUCUCUUUGGGGAUGGACACCCUGACGAUUUCCAUGUUGCGUAUGGAAGACCUGUAGAUGUAGUGCACUUGAGAACCUCAAACUGUUUGUUUUUCCUCAUGUACUCUUUGUCAUGGAGAUUGUUGACCUUAAAAGGAAGUGUGUAAUGCCCUUUUGUGCUCAUAAUAAGAUGAUCCUUCUUAAAAUGUGCUUUUUUUUCUUUAGUAUGUAUAAAAAUAUUAACCACUGCUGUUCCCUUUAUAUUGUUUUGCUUAACAAUUGAAACAUAACUACAACGUGACUUAUUGAGUGCACAUAGACAUAUUUUGAAAAACAUUGAGUAUGUCUGUUAAAAUUUGUUCCACUUUUUAUAGUAACUGGAGUGCGGGCUCUGUUGUUCAUUAUUUUAAAGUAGCCAAGGCACCAUAGACAAGAACUAACAUCAAAAAACAAAAGGAUAGCAAAGUUUUCUGAGACUGAAUAUCUUAAUGCUUAAAAAUAAAACUUUUUAAAAAUGAUAACCCUAGUCCAAUAUUACCAGAACACAGGGUUUAUGUUGGUCAACUUUGACAGAAUAAAAACAAUGGAAAUCAAUUUAUUUUAACGGUUUAUAUUAUAUUGUCCUGCCAGUGAUAACUGUACUGUUGUUAUUGAUAUCUUGAGAUAAUUUAAAAAGUAAUAAACAAUUUCCCAAAAAUGUCCACUUUUUGUC